Messenger RNA from Paracoccidioides brasiliensis Pb18, 6036 nucleotides. RefSeq lists its product as uncharacterized. The transcript has a single exon. Bases 1 to 6036 code for a protein of 2011 amino acids. Gene Ontology annotation, molecular function: ATP binding; nucleic acid binding; ATP hydrolysis activity. The record is from RefSeq and is a predicted model, not a curated record.
AUGUCCCCUGAAAUCCAACUGGCAGAAUCACAAUGGCUCUCACAACUGGCGGUUAUGAGGCAAGCUAUGGCGGAUUUAAAGCUCCCAAAAUCCGAAGACUCAAUACUGUAUGAGAAUAAUCUUUUCUUUGACGAAGAUGAUAUUGCCUCAGCUCCUGAAUCAGUUGAGGAUCUAUGGGACAUGAUCAGUGAGGAUGAGGAUACAAGUAAUGAUUCAUAUGCGAUGGUAGAUGACAAAGCGAAUGGACAAGAAAUUUCUGAACCAAAGGGAAUUUACAACCAGCAAUGGCUUUUCCAUAAAUGUCAGUCUAUUGCGGAACAGAAUUCUAGUUUAAAUGCCUCCGAACUGCAGCAACAACUUCUCUCAGUGUUAGGUGCAAGUGCCCCACCCGAUGAAUUACAGAUAUCCUUGACGGAAAUUGUAGGAUUCGAUGAUUUGGAUUUUGUGAUUGACCUUAUUGCCCACCGAGAUGAAUUGACAUCAAUGAAAGAUUCAGAAGGCAGCGAUAUAUUUAGUCGAUUACAAACAAAAGGACAGCGGGAAGAAGCUUUACGACAACAAGAUUACGAACACAAACACGCAAAAUUGGCACAAAAGCAGAACCGCGAAGGUCCUAUCUACCCACAUGUGUACAAGGCGUACCAAGCAGGAAAUACCCUCUCAGUCAAUGGAAUAAAGUACGGCCUUCCUGUUGGUAGCACCCACGUUGAAGAACCGAGAUAUACGGAAUACACCAUUCCAGCCACCAAGGUCGGAACCCUGGGUGCAGACCAGAAAUUAGUUGCCAUUUCAAGCAUGGAUGGACUCUGCAAGGGUACCUUCAAAGGAUACAAGUCACUGAAUCGAAUGCAGAGCUUGCUCUACCCCGUUGCAUACGGAACAAACGAAAAUAUGCUGAUAUGUGCACCAACUGGUGCUGGUAAAACCGAUGCUGCGGUGCUGACAAUUCUGAAUGUGAUUGCCCAAAAUACCAUUCCGAACUCCCUUGAAAACUAUGAUGCCACCGAGUUCGCCGUUAUGACAGACGAAUUUAAAAUUGUCUAUGUUGCCCCCAUGAAGGCCCUAGCUGCAGAAGUUACGGAAAAGUUAGGAAAACGCCUUGCUUGGCUGGGAAUCCAAGUCCGCGAGCUGACAGGAGAUAUGCAGCUGACGAAAAAAGAGAUUGUGCAGACCCAGAUCAUUGUUACCACACCUGAGAAGUGGGAUGUUGUAACCCGCAAGGGAACUGGGAAUACGGAACUUGUCCAGAAAGUUCGUCUGUUAAUCAUUGACGAGGUCCAUAUGUUACACGACGAACGUGGAGCUGUGAUCGAGUCUCUCGUUGCAAGAACGCAGCGGCAAGUAGAGAGUACGCAGUCACUCAUUCGUAUAGUUGGCUUAUCGGCUACCCUGCCGAACUAUAUCGAUGUUGCAGACUUUCUCAAAGUCAACCGAAUGGCGGGCUUAUUCUACUUUGAUGCCUCCUUCCGUCCUGUCCCUCUUGAACAACAUUUUAUUGGUGUAAAAGGAGAUGCCGGGACCAAAAAGUCUAGAGAAAAUCUCGAUAUCGUCUGUUUUGAGAAAGUUCGAGAGAUGCUUGAACGGGGUCAUCAAGUCAUGGUCUUUGUUCAUUCCCGGAAAGAAACUCUCAAUGCCGCACGACUUCUACGUCGGAUGGCGGUUGACAACCAGUGCGCAGACCUCUUUAGCCCUGUGGAACAUGAAAAUUAUUCGCAGGCCUUGCGAGAUAUCAAAACAAGUCGUGGUCGGGAGAUUCGAGAGCUUGUUCCAUACGGCUUAGGAACCCAUCAUGCAGGAAUGGCUAGGUCUGAUCGCAACCUCAUGGAGCGUCUCUUUUCCGAAGGGGUGCUAAAAGUUCUUUGUUGUACAGCAACUCUCGCUUGGGGUGUCAAUCUUCCUGCUGCUGCAGUCAUUAUCAAGGGAACUCAACUGUACAGUGCUCAAGAAGGAAAAUUCAUUGACCUUGGUAUUUUAGAUGUCCUACAAAUUUUCGGUCGAGCUGGUCGUCCACAGUUUCAGGACACAGGCAUAGGCUUUCUUUGCACAUCGCACAAUAAAUUGCAACAUUACCUAUCCGCCGUAACUUCUCAAGAACCCAUUGAAUCUCGAUUCUCGCGCAAACUAGUUGAUAACCUAAACGCGGAAAUCGCUCUUGGAACAGUAACUUCUGUUCCCGAGGCAGUUCAAUGGCUUGGAUACUCAUACCUCUUUGUACGCAUGCGACGGAAUCCCCACAGUUAUGGUAUUGACUGGGCAGAAAUUCGAGACGAUCCCCAGCUCGUCCUCAGAAGACGAGAUCUGAUUAUCAAUGCUGCACGAACGUUGCAGCAAAGCCAGAUGAUCAUAUUUAACGAACUGACCGAAGAACUACGCGCGAAAGAUGUUGGAAGAAUUGCAAGUCAGUAUUACGUCUUGCAAACAAGUGUGGAAAUAUUCAACUCCAUGAUGAAUCCUAUGGCCAAUGACGCAGAUGUCAUGAAAAUGAUCAGCAUGAGUGGAGAAUUUGACAAUAUCCAGUCUCGUGAAAACGAAUUCAAAGAGCUUGACAGACUUCGUCUGGAGGCAAUUAAAACCGAAGUCGAAGGAAGCAAUGAUAACGCCCACGCGAAGACGAAUAUCUUGCUGCAAUCUUACAUUUCUAGGGCUAGGAUUGAAGACUUCGCUCUCGUUUCCGAUUCAGCGUAUGUGGCUCAAAACGCUGCACGCAUCUGUCGCGCCCUGUUCAUGGUUGCGCUGAACAGGCGUUGGGGAUACCAAUGCCAAGUCUUAUUGUCUACGUGCAAAUCGAUUGAGAAGCAAAUCUGGCCGUUCCAGCAUCCCUUCCACCAAUUCGACCUUCCUCAACCAGUUCUGAAGAACUUGGAUGAAAAGUUCCCAUCGUCAUCUAUCGAAUCAUUAAGGGAUAUGGAACCUGCUGAAAUCGGCCAACUCGUCCACAACAACCGCAUGGGCAACACUAUUUCGAAACUCCUAGAUAAUUUUCCAACACUGGCUGUGGAAGCCGAAAUUGCGCCUCUCAAUCGUGAUGUUCUUCGCAUCCAUCUUUAUCUGUAUCCUGAGUUCCGCUGGAAUGAUAGACAUCACGGGACAUCGGAGUCAUACUGGAUAUGGGUCGAAAACUCGGAGACAUCGGAAAUCUAUCAUCAUGAGUAUUUCAUUUUGAGCCGCAAGAAACUCAACGAUGAUCACGAGUUGAAUUUCACAAUUCCUCUGUCCGAUCCUCUACCUAGUCAGAUAUAUGUCCGUGCAAUUUCUGAUCGCUGGCUCGGAGCAGAAACAGUGACUCCCGUUUCAUUUCAGCAUCUAAUCCGUCCAGAUACGGAAAGUGUAUAUACCGAUUUAUUAAAUCUGCAACCCCUUCCAAUUUCCGCACUAAAGAAUCCGAUUCUAGAAGAAAUAUAUGGACAAAGGUUUCAAUUCUUCAACCCCAUGCAGACGCAGAUAUUCCACACCCUCUAUCACACUCCCACUAAUGUUCUCUUGGGUUCCCCCACGGGGAGUGGCAAAACGGUCGCAGCAGAACUCGCAAUGUGGUGGGCAUUUCGCGAAAGACCAGGUUCUAAGGUUGUUUACAUUGCACCCAUGAAGGCGCUUGUUAGAGAACGAGUGCACGACUGGAAGCGUCGCUUAACUGUUCCUAUGGGUCUAAAAUUGGUAGAAUUGACUGGAGACAACACUCCAGACACGAGAACAAUCAGGGACGCUGACAUUAUUAUCACCACCCCCGAAAAAUGGGACGGUAUUUCCCGAAGUUGGCAAACAAGAGGCUAUGUUCGUCAAGUUAGCUUAGUGAUUAUUGACGAAAUCCACCUUCUUGGUAGUAACAGAGGACCCAUUUUGGAAAUCAUUGUUUCCAGAAUGAAUUACAUAGCUUCCCAAUCUAAAGGCGCCGUUCGCCUCCUUGGCAUGUCCACGGCAUGUGCGAAUGCAACUGAUCUUGGAAACUGGUUGGGAGUUAAAGAAGGGCUUUUCAACUUCCGCCACUCUGUACGACCUGUUCCGUUAGAGAUAUACAUCGACGGCUUUCCAGAACAACGUGGCUUCUGUCCACUGAUGCAGUCGAUGAAUCGGCCUACCUUCUUAGCUAUCAAAAAUCACUCCCCGGACAAACCCGUGAUUGUCUUCGUGGCAUCUCGAAGGCAAACACGUCUUACAGCAAAGGACCUGAUCAACUUCUGUGGCAUGGAAGAUAACCCACGGCGGUUCCUUCAUAUGCCCGAAGAAGACUUACAGCUAAAUCUUUCUCGAGUCAAGGAUGAGGCGCUUAAAGAGGCUCUCGGUUUCGGAAUCGCCCUCCACCAUGCCGGCCUUGUUGAAUCGGACAGGCAGCUAUCAGAGGAGCUCUUCGCGAAUAACAAAAUUCAGAUUCUCGUUGCAACCAGUACUCUCGCAUGGGGUGUCAACCUUCCCGCUCAUCUAGUGGUCGUGAAAGGGACACAGUUUUUCGAUGCAAAGAUUGAAGGGUACAAAGAUAUGGACCUUACAGAUGUUCUGCAAAUGUUGGGACGCGCUGGGAGGCCACAGUUUGACACGUCAGGUAUCGCGCGUAUAUUUACACAGGGUUCUAAAAAGGCGUUUUACAAGCACUUCCUCCACACAGGCUUCCCUGUGGAGUCCACACUCCACAAAGUCCUCCAUGACCAUUUGGCCGCCGAGGUUUCUGCAGGUACCAUUACAACAAAGCAGGAUGCCCUGGACUACCUGACCUGGACGUUCUUUUUCCGUCGUCUGCAUAAGAACCCUUCUUACUACGGGCUUGUAAUAUCCGCUGAAGAACACAACACCAUGACAGCACAACAAAUCGCAUCAGAUUUCAUAGUCGAAUUGGUAGAUCAAUGCUUAACCGAACUUGCAGAAUCCUCCUGCGUUCUAUUUGACUCGUCAACAGGCUUUGUUGACCCAACCCCGUUCGGGAAGAUAAUGAGUUAUUACUAUCUUUCGCAUAAAACAGUUCGUUUCGUCAUGUCCCGCGCAAAACCGAAUCCCACCUUUAGCGACGUACUCAGCUGGAUGUGUUGCGCCACGGAAUUCGACGAGCUCCCUGUCCGCCACAAUGAAGACCUGAUCAACGCUGAGCUGGCACAAAAUCUCCCUCUUCCAAUUACAGCCAUGGGGACAUCUCAACCCCUGUGGGAUCCGCACAUCAAAGCCUUUUUACUCCUCCAGGCCUUCAUGUCUCGCAUCGACCUUCCCAUAACUGAUUACGUUGGCGACCAAAUCUCCGUUCUAGACCAAGGCAUCCGAAUCAUCCAAGCAUGUAUCGACAUUUUAGCAGAACUGGGCUACCCCAACGCUUGCACAAUGAUGAUGACCCUCUUACAAUGCAUAAAGUCUGCCCGCUGGCCAGACGACCAUCCCCUCUCUAUUCUCCCUGGCAUUGCCCCGGCCGCAAACGAGUCACCAAAUCCAACGCAACUUCCAGCAUCCCUUCCAUCCCUUCUCGCCCUUCCCCAAUCAACUCUCACAUCCCUCCCCCAUACACUCAACCUAUCCACACAGCUAUCCUCUCAGUUUUAUCAAGCUCUCUUUCUCCUUCCUGUUGUCUCAAUAUCUAUAUUAGAUCCAUCACCCGCAGGUUUGACGGUCUCUCUAACCCGGAAGCAUCCCCUGCCUUCGCACCCGCGGCGAAGAACUACGACUCAAGGUGACGAUCAGUCAUUCCGCGUUUACGCGCCACAUUUCCCCAAACCGCAGACGGAGAGCUGGUUCGUGCUUGUUACUUCAAACCCUCGUGCGACUGGGGUUGAUAGCGGAGGAGUGAGAGAAAAUAUCCUGGCGCUCAAACGUGUAUCCUGGUCUUCUUCCAGUAGCACCUCCAGGCCUGGAGACAGGGGGAAUGUCGUUGCCAGAGCUAAGAUAAGAUUUCCUGAGGGAUGGAAUAAUGAUGACAGUCAUGAGCUUGAAGUAGGUGCUGAUGAGAAGGGCAAAAGCAAGACCAAGCACAAAGACCAUGAGGAUGCCGGGGAAAAAUUGAAUGUGACCGUGAGGGUGAUUAGUGAUGCUUACAUUGGCAUGGAAUGGAGUGUGGUAUGCUAG